Molecule: messenger RNA, 2343 nt
Organism: Dufourea novaeangliae
Lineage: Eukaryota; Metazoa; Arthropoda; Insecta; Hymenoptera; Halictidae
Product: protein HID1
Exons: 12
Coding region: 10-2343 (777 amino acids)
Cellular component (GO): Golgi medial cisterna; Golgi trans cisterna; membrane
Source: RefSeq, a predicted model, not a curated record
UACAUCAACAUGGGAAAUGCUGACACAAAGUUAAACUUUCGAAAAGCGGUUGUUCAAUUGACAUCGAAAACACAGGUGAUUGAGGCUGCAGAUGACACCUUUUGGGAUCAAUUUUGGUCUGAAAAUGUGACUAAUGUUCAAGAUAUAUUUACUUUAAUCCCUGCUCCUGAGAUUCGUAUAUUGAGAGAAGAAGCACCAUCCAAUUUAGCUACAUUAUGUUACAAGGCUGUUGAAAAAUUAGUCAAGGCAGUAGAUAACAGCUGUAGAACACAAAGAGAACAGCAGACUGUUCUUAAUUGUUGCCGCUUGUUAACAAGAUUAUUGCCUUAUAUUUUUGAGGAUCCCGAUUGGAAGGGAUUUUUCUGGUCCAGUUUACCUGGUAAAGAGGAUGAAGAAAGUGCUCCAUUAGCACAUUCUUUAUUAAAUGCUCUCUGUGAUUUGUUGUUUUGUCCUGAUUUUACAGUAGCACCAAAUAGAAAGUCUGGCCCUGAUAAAGCAGAGGAACUACAAUCUAUAGAUAGUUGUGAAUAUAUCUGGGAAUCUGGAGUGGGAUUUGCCCACUCGCCGCCAAGAUAUCCAAUUCUGGAUUCGAACAGGACUGAGUUAUUAAAAUUGUUACUCACAUGCUUCAGUGAAACCAUGUACAAUCCCCCCAUGGAUCUUUCUAUUACUCCAAACAGAUGGAUUCAACAUUUAACUAGUGCCGAAAAUAGGCAUGCUUUACCUAUGUUCACAUCACUAUUGAAUACAGUGUGUGCAUACGAUCCUGUUGGACUUGGAGUACCAUAUAAUCAUUUAUUAUUCACUGACUCAUUGGAGCCCUUAGUUGAUGUUGCAUUGCAAAUCCUCAUAGUAACAUUAGAUCAUGACACAAGUGGUGGUGCUCCAUUAGAAGAAGGAACUCUGGGAGACAAUUUAUUCAUUAAUUAUCUGAGCCGUAUCCAUAGAGACGAAGAUUUUCAGUUUGUAUUAAAGGGUAUCACAAGAUUAUUAAAUAAUCCAUUGAUGCAAACGUAUCUACCGAACUCAACUAAAAAAGUACACUUUCACCAAGAGUUAUUGGUAUUCUUUUGGAAGAUGUGUGACUAUAAUAAAAAGUUUUUAUAUUACGUACUGAAAAGCUCAGACGUCCUCGAAGUAUUGGUACCUAUACUGUAUCAUCUAAAUGACUCGCGUGCAGAUCAAUCUCGAGUUGGAUUAAUGCAUAUUGGUGUAUUCAUCUUGCUCCUGUUGAGCGGAGAGCGUAAUUUUGGUGUUAGACUAAAUAAACCAUACACGGCCACAGUACCGAUGGAUAUUCCCGUCUUUACAGGUACGCACGCCGACUUAUUGGUUACUGUGUUCUACAAGAUAAUCACAACUGGACACCAAAGAUUGCAGCCGCUAUUCGACUGUCUAUUAACAAUUCUAGUCAAUGUUUCUCCAUACCUUAAAACACUGUCAAUGGUGGCUAGUACGAAAUUAUUGCAUUUACUCGAAGCAUUUAGUACCCCGUGGUUCUUAUUCUCAGCGCCUACUAAUCAUCAUUUGGUAUUCUUCCUCCUUGAAAUUUUUAAUAAUAUCAUUCAGUACCAAUUCGAUGGUAACAGUAACUUGGUGUACACGAUAAUACGUAAGAGACAAGUGUUCCACGCAUUGGCGAAUUUACCAAGUGAUUGUAAUACAAUUGCUAAGUCCCUUAGUAAGAGACAACGUCGACAUGUGCCUGCUAGUACGUCUAGUGAAAAUGUUAACGAAGCUGCUAUGGAAGGAUCUCAUCCUGCUCAACCUGCAGAGCCUGGAACUCUGAAAGCAUCUUUAUUGGAAACUCCCGGGAUUGAGAAGAUGACUGAGAAGGAGUCCGCGCAUCCAUUGAGUCCUUCAGUGAACGUUGAAGUAGGAAAGUCAAUUCAUCGGAAUAAUACAGAUAAUGCGGACGAGUUAACGGUUUCUACCAAAAGUUCUGUUAUACCAAAGGGAGGCAUCAGAGUCGCAGAACAUACGAGUUCCUCCAACAAUAUAAAUCAAUGGGUUCCUUCUAGUGAUUGGGUGUACCAAUGGAAAAGUAAACUACCACUACAAACUAUUAUGAGAUUACUACAGGUUCUUGUACCACAAGUUGAAAAAAUAUGCAUUGAUAAGGGUUUAACCGACGAAAGUGAAAUUUUAAAGUUUCUGCAACACGGUACCUUAGUUGGUCUGCUACCAGUACCACAUCCGAUCCUUAUUAGGCGGUACCAGGCGAACGCAGGAACAACUGCUUGGUUCCGAACAUACAUGUGGGGCGUUAUAUACUUGAGAAAUGUUGAGCCACCGAUCUGGUAUGAUACCGACGUAAAGUUGUUUGAAAUCCAAAGAGUCUAA